AUGCGCAAUAUAUUCAAGCCCGCCGAGGAAGAACCCCUCCCAGAUCUCGAAGUCGUCGACCCAAACGACCCCACAAGCGCUGCCCCGCCCACAAAAACUAAAUGGCAGCGUCUGUGGCCCGUCUUUGCCUGCGGUGCUGGUCUCUACUCUGACGGCUACCUCAACGGGGUGAUUGGAACAGUCAAUACGAUGCUGUCAAAGAUCUACCCAGACGACUACAAGGGCACCACCGCAGGGAAGAAUGUCGCAUCGAUUGCAUUCGCCGGAACAGUGUUUGGCCAGCUGCUGUUUGGUUGGGUGGCGGAUAAUUACUCGAGGAAGUUCGCAAUGACGGCGAGUGCUCUGUUGCUGAUAUUGUUUGCGACGCUGUGUACGGCUAGUUAUGGCGCGGGAGGGUCACCAAAUGGCUUAUUUACCAUGUUGACUGUGUGCCGUUUCUUCCUCGGUAUUGGUAUCGGAGGCGAAUAUCCCGCCGGUUCCGUCGCGGCCGCUGAAGCAACCGGCGAGAUCCAGAAAGGGACGAGGAACAGAUGGUUCAUCUUCUUCACGAACCUCAUGAUUGAUCUUGGCUUUGUAGUGUCCGCGUUUGUGCCGCUCGUGUUUCUCUGGAUCUUGGGUGACGAUCUGCAUUCGCUGCGUGCAAAUUGGCGUAUCAGCUUGGGCUUCGGAAUCAUCCCGCCUUUCCUACUCUUCUUCUUGAGAGCGAGGCUACAUGAGCCUGAGCAGACGAAGAAGAAUACGAUGAAGCGGGUGAAGACGCCGUAUAGUCUGGUUAUCAAGUAUUACUGGAAGCGCCUCCUGGUGGUAUCAGCAAUCUGGUUCAUCUACGACUUCUCCGUCUAUUCAGCCGGCAUCUACUCCUCUUCUAUCCUCACAUUCGUCAUCCCCGACCAGUCCCUCUAUAAAUCCUUUGGCUGGAAUGUCGUCCUCAACCUCUUCUACAUCCCCGGCGCCUUCUCUGGCGCAUUCAUGUCAGACUACUUCGGCCCCAAAUGGACUCUCGUCAUUGGCUUGGUGCUCCAAGCCAUACUCGGAUACAUCAUGGCCGGAUGCUACGCGUCCCUUGCGACCUCGCAGUAUGUGGCGGCCUUCACGGUCGUGUAUGGCCUCUUCUUGACAUUCGGCGAGAUGGGGCCUGGUGAUAAUAUUGGUCUUGUGGCGUCGAAGACAUGUGCGACGGCUGUGAGAGGACAGUAUUAUGGCAUUGCGGCGGCGAUUGGAAAGAUUGGCGCAUUCGUGGGAACAUAUGUCUUCCCAACCAUCAUCAAGUCUGCCGGCGGCGAAGACUCAAUCCGCGGGAACCAGGCACCUUUCUGGGUGUCGAGUAGUCUGUGCGUGUUUUCGGCGUUGCUAGCACUAUUCUUUGUGCCGUCGAUUGGACAGGACACGAUUGUAAGGGAAGAUAGGUUAUUUAAGGAGUAUCUGGAGGAGCAGGGGUGGGAUGUGAGUCAGCUUGGCUCUGGGGAUGAGGGAAGUGGGGGAAGUGGGGUGGUGGUGGUGGAUGAGCGGGAUGGGGAGAAGGACGGGGCAAAGAUAUGA
Messenger RNA from Morchella importuna, 1539 nucleotides. RefSeq lists its product as uncharacterized. Gene Ontology annotation, molecular function: carboxylic acid transmembrane transporter activity. Lineage: Eukaryota; Fungi; Ascomycota; Pezizomycetes; Pezizales; Morchellaceae. Bases 1 to 1539 code for a protein of 512 amino acids. Gene Ontology annotation, biological process: carboxylic acid transport; transmembrane transport. The transcript is spliced from 5 exons. Gene Ontology annotation, cellular component: plasma membrane. The record is from RefSeq and is a predicted model, not a curated record.